AUGGCAAAACCACAGAUUUUGGUUUUACAUGGAUAUACACAAUCAGCAUACAUUUUCUCAAAAAAGAUAGGAGCUGUUAGAAAAGCUCUCAGAGAUUGCUGUGAUUUGCAUUUCAUUGACGGUCCUAUCGAAUUAGAUAAGAGUGACUUACCAAAUGCUGAAAUGUACGAUAGUAUGUUUGUAGAUUCUGCACCUAGAGCUUGGUAUGUUACUAGAAAGAAUCACAAAACAGAUAAUACAGAUUUUGAACGGUUCGAUGAAUCUUGGACUGAAAUAAAGGAACUUCUUUCAAAACAAAAGUUUGACGGUAUAUUAGGAUUCAGUCAAGGUGCUGGUUUCGCAGCUGCUUUAUCAGCUGUACUUGUUAAUCCGGAUUUAAGACCAGAGUUUAAGGACGUACACCCUCCUUUUAAGUUUUGCAUCACUGUUGGAGGUUUUAAAAUCCAUGAUAAAGCAUAUGAUCAUCUAUACCCACUUCCGGUAUCUGGAGAUAAGACACAUUUCUUACACGUCAUUGGGGAUAAUGAUAUGAUAGUUACACCGGAAAGGAGCGCGUCACUUGUUGAAAAUAGCCCAAAUGGUCGUUGUGAGAGGCAUCCUGGUGGUCACUUUGUACCAUCUAGUGCUCCAUGGAGGCACUUCUUCCUGAGAUACAUUGAUAGCUUCAAUGAAGGAGGUUCUUUUGGUAACGUUGAAGGACCUCAACCAACACCAGAAAGUUUGGUAGCGAAAUCAUUACAAGGUACGCCUUCUAGCCAAUCAAGUAACCUCUAA
Messenger RNA from Wallemia mellicola CBS 633.66, 774 nucleotides. Its product is annotated as FSH1-domain-containing protein. NCBI's taxonomy places the organism in Eukaryota, Fungi, Basidiomycota, Wallemiomycetes, Wallemiales, Wallemiaceae. The record is from RefSeq and is a predicted model, not a curated record. Gene Ontology annotation, cellular component: nucleus; cytoplasm. Bases 1 to 774 code for a protein of 257 amino acids. The transcript has 6 exons.